Saxophila tyrrhenica is the source of this 426-nucleotide messenger RNA. RefSeq lists its product as uncharacterized. NCBI's taxonomy places the organism in Eukaryota, Fungi, Ascomycota, Dothideomycetes, Mycosphaerellales, Extremaceae. The transcript has a single exon. The record is from RefSeq and is a predicted model, not a curated record. The coding region runs from base 1 to 426 and encodes 141 amino acids.
AUGCCAGCGCAACCCAAUUCGCAAGGCAGAGCUAUCUUCGACACUGAAGAGCUUCGAGCUAUCCAAGAAGCCUGCUCGGAAGUCGACUCUACCCACCAAAACGCCCAAGCAGCUGCCGGCACAGUGAGCCACUUCUUCUCACUUAGCGGGAAAGACCAAGCGGCAUGGUACACCUUCUUCAUUCAUCGUGUCAACAACGAAUAUGGCAAGCUUCAAGACGGGGCCAAGUGGCUGCUGGAGAAGAAAUCGUACCUGAAGGAAAAGGACAACCUAAGUCAGAUGAUAACGCUCACGGUGGAGAAGAUCCACGAGGCACUGGACAUUGUGGCUCGGGCCAAAGCUGUCACAGACGAGUAUUGGGCUACCCUGUCAAGCGAACAACAGAAGAACAUUCGCCAGAACGCUAUGGGCCCUGACUAUGGCUAG